CGACAACGACAACGACAGCGACAGCAGUGGCACACAGGCAGCGGCGUGACGCAGCGCAGACACCGUGAGAUCUCGCGUGGCGGAGCGCAUACGUUGCGAGCUCUCAUUCGUACGAUGACGACGAGGAGAAUGGCACUUUGCCCACGAUAGUGUAUCGCAUCCCAUUCCUUCAUCCGACCGACAACCCAAACGGUCGCACGACGACGAGCCCAGCAUGGAGCCCAUGGACUACAACACGCCUGGGCAAUAUCGGGUACAUUACUUUCAACGGCCAAUAUCGCCCGUCGCGGCAGCUGCUACACCAUGUCUUGCCUCUGGGCAGGACUACUUCUCCGCAAGCACCCGCAAGAGACAGCGCCCGGAUUCAUCACACUCGCGAGAAGGACGACAUAUACAGCAGACAACAGCGUGGAGUUGGGAGGAGACACCGAGGUGGCCGCAGUGCCCAACACCCAGCGACAACCUCUUCGGUAGUGGACAAGGUUCGGCGCUUGUGAACGAGCGGUAUCGAUUGGCCGAUGGCUUCGACACACCUGGAGUGCAGUCUAUUUGUAGGCCGGAGCUGCUUCCAGGGCAGGAAGAUCCAGUUCGAAGACGGCUCAGAGACGACGACUCAGACGUCACGAUGCGUUCUGGCUGUACACCUCUCACUGGACCACUCGCAUGUGAGAGAAAUGGUGUCGCGCGUGGGAGACCUGCCUCUGACAAGCAUAUACAGACGACGUGGACGAGUCUUGCUUGCAAUAUAAUUGCCAAAGCAUUGAAGUUUGGAAGCACUGCAUUUCGUGGCUUUAGCGCCGGCGGUGGCAAGGGCUACUCACCAUCACUGCAACCCAGCCAAGAGGUCGUCUCUCCACCAGAACCAUCCCGCCAUGGUACUGAGAUCGAUUUCUUUGGAGACUUCGAGCAGGACAGCCCCCACUUGAAUCACGGAUCUCCCAGCGGGCCUGCGGUUAAGCGGCGACAGACCGACAGAGAUAGCUGGAUAAUGGUGGAUAUGGACAGCAGGUCGUCAAGUCCAAGACGGAAGAGCUCCAUCGGUGCUUUACCACGAUCCAGUCUUGCCUCGCGCGCGUCUAGCAGACGCAGCCUGGCACCUGUAUCGCGGAGGGCGAUGUCGAAUCAUCAGUCCAAUGCCACCACAGCGCAGACCGUGGCUACGCCGCCUCGACCACAAAGCAGGCGAGCUUCCAUCGCGCACACUCGCUCGCCUCAGGGGCGGCCACGUAGCUCUGGCGGAGGUCCGACCCUUGUCAGUCCCGAGGCAGAACGUUUUGCCAAACGACAAACGAAGCAAGCCAAGACGAUGACCAGCAUGAGCACCCGCAUUCAAGAAAUGAUGCGCGAAGCUCAGGAGGCUCUUGGGACAAAAUACAGCGUGGAGAGCGACUAUGAUGGCAUGGAGGACGAGGACGAAGGCUUUGUCGAUGACGAGUGGUAGGGUUUCUUUGGAAAGCAGCAGUAAGGGAGGACAGUACAUUGUGUGAUACGGAAUGCAGCAGAGAGAGGGAGAGAUAUAUGAUACCCACGCUUUAUGAUUAGUCUUCGGCUACGAGCUAGGAGUGUACGUACUAUAAUGGAACAAACGG
Molecule: messenger RNA, 1589 nt
Organism: Sphaerulina musiva SO2202
Lineage: Eukaryota; Fungi; Ascomycota; Dothideomycetes; Mycosphaerellales; Mycosphaerellaceae
Exons: 1
Coding region: 215-1441 (408 amino acids)
Source: RefSeq, a predicted model, not a curated record